GGGGCGGGGGGUGGGGGCCAUGUAACCGUUCUAACAGCUGGAAAGGGAUUAGCUGCAGGCCGUUGUCAGAUUCCAUUUCCAGUGGCAGUUCCUUGCUCUUACUAAGGUUCUCUGAGUGAGCCCUCUACUGGCAAUUGGAAUGGAACCUCACCAGCACAUCAGUUUCCCUUCCCUUCCACUGCUUCCUGUACCGCUUGGGCCAGGUGAGAUCCAGCAGCCAGGAGCCUGGAACUGGCAAUCAGAGCCUGAUCAGUGGGCGAGGUCAGUCCGACAGCAGUUGAAUGCCCAGCUCCUUUUGGUCUCAGAGCAGAAGGCAGGUCCGUCUCCUGAAGACUCAUCAUCUGAGGACCUUGAAUCUCAGCACUCCAUCUGUGUUCCAGAGGCAGAAGAGCAGCCCCGGGACCAUCACAGGAAACAGAGGCAGUUCCUGAAGGCAGUGACCCAGUCGCAGCACCCCCCAGCGCUGGAGCUCUUGGUGGCAGAGCUCCAAGCUCUGUUCUCGGCUGUGCUGCAGGAUGGCAGCCCUGCAGCUUGGCGCUACCUGCAUGCUGUGCUGCGUCUGCUCCCCCCAUAUCGUGCACUAUUUGUUGGUCGCCUUGAUUUACUGCCCUUCCUCGAGCAGCUGUCCAACUGGGCCCCCUGGGUCCAAUCCCAGUUCCAGCUGGACCUGCUAGAUGCCAUAGAGCAGGCCUUUCCCCCAGAUACCUCUUUGUUAGAGGGUACCUCCCAUGUCAAGUGCUGUCCCCAGAAGCAGAAGUUCCACCAUGGGCCGCCACGCCCAGCCUGCCCUUUCGUGCAGGCCUGGUGGGGUGGGCAGCAGGUAGGGGAGGAGUUGGCUACAUGGCUGCGACCACUGACACUUCCUGAGCUGCAGCACAGCCUGGGCAUUGUUGGUGCUCAGGUGGCCCUGAAAGAGGCCUGGUGGCUAGAUGGCCUUAGCCUCCUGCCCUUGGCACUGGCUACAGACAUCCCCAUACAAUAUGAGAGCAGGGGCACUGACGACGCAGCGGAGGAACCUGUUGGAAGAAAAGAGACUAAGCCUCAGCUUGGUGCAGAAGUUCCUGGUAAGAAGACUAGAUUCUCACCUCAGACUUCCCUCCUGGGUAGCCAGGUGAUGAACAUUCUGAAGACAGAGAGAUACCUGAAGAAGAUCCACUUCCUCUACCUAAAUGUAGCUCCCAGCCGGUACUUCAGGCCCUAUGACCUGGUGGUGGUGCCACCAAAGAAGGUGAACCCUGAGCACUACAUCUUCUCUCCCUUUGGUGUCCUGCACAUACAUCCAGUGGAGGGCAGUGAGACAAUGACACUGGGGACCUGGCACCGCCACUCUGUCCUCUGGCAGCAGCUCCAGUUCAUUCCAUUCUUCAAAUAUUGCCUCUUAUAUAAGGCCUUGGCCCGUUGGAAGAGGAGUAUGACAUUACAGCGGCUGCACCGGUGCCGUACUUUCCUCGGGAAGCAUCUACUCUUGGCUGUGCCCCACUUUGGAGCUGGGCUUCUGCAUAUUAGCAGGCUUCUGCAGGAGCUUCGCUCUGUACCCUGGCUCCCCCAAGACCAAGAUCGAUGCUACGAGCUGCUGGACCUGCAACAGGCUCUAGCCAAGGAGAAUCACAAGGCUCUGCGGCUGCUUUGUCGCUGCCUGCACCUGUGCACAUCCAUCCUGCAACUGGUUCACGAGGAUACGUAUCACAUGCAACAAGGCCUGCAGGAGCGAGUGAAAAAUUGCAAGAGGAUCAGGACGGACCAACGCUCCGUCUACCUUCAGAGGGUACAGUGCCAACAGCUGGAGCAGAAGCUGAAGCAGGCAGAGGCCUGGUUGCUGCGGCUGGGACAGUUGGCGCGCCUCAUACACUACAUGAUUUGCCAGAGCCUUGUGUCUAUCGUAGAGGAGGAGAUAACCUCCUUUGUGGCCAACAUCCUACAACCCCCAAGGAAAAAACCCUUUCUCUCAGCCCAGCUAGUCUUUGACAGUUGUGGCCAGCUAUCUCCUGAGCCGUGUAUUGAAACUAUGAUCCAGAUUCUAAAUGUGGGCUUGGAGUCUGUCAAGACCUCUGUCCUGAAGGUAAUGCAGUCUACAGACCUGAAGACCCCCUGCCACGCCUUGUAUUCUGAAGAAGAAGAUGAAGAGGAAGAUUCGAACACAGAAUUCGCGAUGCCUAAGCUCCAGGGCCAGCCCAGUGAUGCUGUGCACAUCUUCUGUGGGCCAAAUAUAGGAUUGGUGUGGCCCUGGAAGUCUCACACGAUUACCGAAGCUCUAGAGGUCCGUGGGUACCGGCUGCGGGGCCAGUACCUGCCCCCCAGUUAUAAGCAGCUGCAAGAGGACCUGGACAACAAUCCUCGGAUCCAGCAGGCACUGACUAUGCAACAGGCCUUGCUGGAGGGCAUGCUGCAUGAGGUGAAGGAAUUCUGCAGGGAACAUCGUUGGAUGACAAGCAUUCACCAGUUCCUGCAGGCCUGGGGGCCCCAGAAGCUGGAGUCCAUGAGAGGUGGUCCUGUCAAGAACUAUGUGAUGCUGGUGAGCUGCCUGAAUCUUUGGCAGACCCGUGUCUCCAACAUCCCUAACAAGCUGGUUACAAAAGGCAGAUUGAUGCUGCUGGGCUGCCAUCACAUACAGUCAGAGAUGGAAUCCAAGUUGGAGAGCAUCAGGAAGGACGUUCUUACCCAUGUGCAGAAUGAGUGCUGGACCCGCAGUCAGCAACUCAUAACAGAGCUCAUGGAUUUCACGGAGGUCUUCCAAACCAUCAACUCAGACAUUCAUACCAUUGCACAAUGCUCCCAGAAGUUGAACGAGGCCAGUGAGCAGUACAACAUGCUGGAGGAGCGAGUGGAAUACAUCCGGUCACUCCAUGAACUCAUCCGGAACCACUUUAGCAUCUUUAGCGCUGAGAACGAGGCACUGGACAUCUCGCUCCUGGAUGUGUGGGAGGCAUUUCAAUUUGAGAAAAGCCAGGCCUCAGAGUUCUUGCUCAGCAAGCGACACGCCAUUGUGCCCAAGCUGAAGCAGCUGAUAGCCGCAGCCCUGGUGGAGCUGGAAGGCCUGAUUGACAAGGCCCUAUCUGGCCCCUUCAUGGACCCCACGCAAGAACAGAGGAGCACUGAGCGCCAGCUCAUCUCUCUGGAGCGUCAGUUCCAGAACACAGCCAGCCACCUCAGUGAGCUGCACCACGCCUAUGCCACCUUCACUGGAGACGAGAGUCCAGUGCCCUUGCCAGUCUGCGGUACCCGUCCGAUUGUGCAGCAGCAGCGCAUCUGGCACCUGUACCGAGUCAUCUCCGAGAACAUCAGCGAAUGGAAGUGCAUGGCUUUUGCCAAGUUCAGCAUGACUAUGGCCCAGGAGAAGACAGAAGGCUGGCUGAUGGAGGCAACCCACAUGAGUACAAGCCUGGAGCUGCACAGCCCAGUCCUGCAGUGUUGCAUACGCAUGGUAGAGGAGUUCCGUAGCUACCUGCCAUUACUGACCAAGCUGGGCAGCCUCCAGCUCCAGAACUUCCAAGCCCUUCUACGAGCCUUAGGGUUAGACAGUCUCUGCAACAUGGAACUCCUAACACUGGGUCAGCUGCUCACUUGUCCACUGCUGGAUUUUGCAGAUCGAAUCAAUCAGAUCUGGCAGUGUGAAAACGAACGAAUCCAUGCACAAGAUACCCUACGGCGGCUACAGCGGGUCUGGGAGGCACGCCAGCUGCGACUCAUCAACUUCAUCCUUCACGUGCCCUAUGAGCCCCCAGGCGGGGAGCGCCCCAAGAAGCAAAUGGUCCGCAGCCCCCAGUGGGAAGUGGUGGGCAAGGACAGUGGCACCUUCAUCCUUUCAGAUUAUGGCAGCCUGCAGGAUUCUAUCCAGGAAAGUCUUCAGGUAUUGUUCAAGAUCCUGGCCAUCCAAAAGUCGGGAGACUUAAACAAAGCAGCUUUGGAGUGGGUGACCAUCAUGCAUAGCCUGAGUGCCCUGCUGGAGGUGUGGGUGACUUUCCAGCAGCAGUGGAUUUUUCUGAAUAAAGUUCUGCAUGAGAUGAAGAUCGAGUUUCCUAGUCCUGACCUGAACUCCCGGUUCAAGGCCACAGACGAUCAGUAUCGGACCCUGAUGCAGAUCUCUGUAGAUGACCCCUGGGUUCUGUCACUUAUCGUGCCCAGUGUCAAGCGGAGCCCUCAUUUCCAAGGCCAGCAGCUGCAACAGCUGCUUCAGGCAGGCUCCGUGGAGCUGGAGGGCAUCAUUAUGGCCCUGAAGAGUGUGCUCUAUCGGGUGUGUGCUCAUUUCCCCCGCCUCUUCUUCCUCAGUGAUAGCGAGCUGGUGGCCCUGCUGGCUGCCCCCCUGGAGUCCUGCGAGGCCCAGCUAUGGGUACGGCGCUGCUUUCCUCAUGUGCACGCUGUGAGCUUCACGUCCAGCCCACUUGAUGAAAAGGUGGAUGACCGGGAGGCAAGCCCAAACGCAUUGACUUGGGUGGAGGCGCUGGCGGUGCUAGGGGCAGGCGGCGAGGAGGUGAAGCUGCCGAGGUCCAUUCCUCUGCAUUCAGAUCUCCCCAAGUGGCUGGCCUCUCUGGAGAAGUGCCUGCGUCUGGCCCUGGUGCACAAGUUGCAGGGUUGUGUGGCUUCCCGCCUCACUCUGGGCCCAUCGCUAGAUGAGGCCUCUAAGCAGCUGCCCCAGGAAAGCCAGCUGGCCCCACAACUGUUUGCGCACCACUGGCUGCACGUAGUCCAGGCCUUCCCGUGGCAGUGUGUGCUGGUGGCAGAGGAGGUGGUAUGGCGGGCAGAGAUGGAGGAGGCUCUGCUGGAGGGGAAGACCCCUGCCAUGGUCCGCGUGCAUGUGUGCAAGCUUGAGGCACUGGUGAAUUUUAUACGGGCCCAGAGGGCCUCCCAGGGUGAGCAGCCCCUGGGCUCUGUCCGCCAGGCCAGCCUGCUCAGUGCCCUGCUGGCCAUGGCAGUGACUCACCGGGAUAUAGCACAGCUGCUGCAGGAGCACCAGGUCAGUGAUCUGACAGAUUUCCACUGGGCUCGCCAACUCAAAUAUCACCUGGGCUCACCUCAUGUCAUCCCCCAGAGUCCCCUGCAGAGUCUCAAGACUAUCGCAUCUGCUGUGACUUCUCCGUCGCCAGCUGCAUGCUGGAUAGACGUUCUUGGCCGGUCCUUCCUGUACAAUUAUGAGUACCUAGGUCCCAGAUUGGGGUCUCUGCCCAGCCUGCUGCCUGAGCGUCCAGCCCUGGUACUGUUGCUGGCCUUGGAGGAGGUGGCCUGUGGGACUCUACUGGGCCCUGAUGGAGUAGGCAAGGCAACCACGGUGAAGAGCCUAGCACGGGCCCUGGGGCGCCAGCUGGUGACAAUGCCUUGCCUGCCUCAGAUAGAGGCCCAGAGCCUAAGCAACUACCUGAACGGUGCCUUGCAGGGUGGUGCCUGGCUGCUGUUGGAAGCAGCUCAGCGCCUGCCCCUUGGCUUGCUGUCUGCCCUGGGCCAGCGUCUGGCUGAACUGCACCACCUCUAUGCCCCACUGUACCAGGCGGCCUCCCGAAGCCCCAGCACUGUUGACCCCACACAACCCCAGCUCCUCGGCAGUGGCUUCUUUGAGAAACACCACGUAUACAUACGCCUUGGCUACGGCUCUCUCCUGACACUGCGUUCCCUGAGCCCUGCUGUGCCUGCCAACCUGCACUUGCUUCUGCGGCCUGUGGCCUUGACACUGCCUGACCUUCAGCGAGUGGCAGAGCUGACCCUGCUAGGUGCAGGGAUGCGGGAUGCCUCCCACAUGGCUUCCCGCUUAUCUAAAUUCUUCUCCCUAGAGCUUGAGCUGGCGUCAGCACCCCUGCCCUGCCGUUUGCCCCUGCUCCAGCAAAUACUGGAAGACAUGAUACAGAAUUUAAAUGUGACCAAGGAGGAGCCCAGGUCCCAGCAGCCCCACAGCCUGGCUGUGACCGAAGAGGCUGCCCUCCUGCGUGCUCUGCUACGCUCGCCACUGUUCAGCACCCUCAGUGGUCUCCACCUGCACAAUCUCCAAGAGCUGCUCUGUGGGCUUUUCCCUAAUGCCAGGCAGGUGCUGGCAGAGCCUGAGGCACACACGCCAAGGAAGCCGUUGCUGGUGGAGGAAUUGCUGCAGAUAGGCAUUCAUCCCAGCCCUGAUAUUUUGGGAUCCCUAGAGCAGCUGAGCCAGGCUUUGGGCCGGGCUUUGGGUAUUAUACUCCUGGGCCCCGCAGGCAGUGGCAAGACCACUUGCUGGCACAGCUUAUUUAAGAUCCAGAAUCAGCUGGCGGCCAGGGAGGAUGCCUCAACCCAGGGCUGCCAGCCGGUGGAAGUCACACACCUAUAUCCCAAUGUCCUCAGCCCCCAGGAGUUCCUGGGAUGGCUAGAGGGCCCCUGCUGGCACCACGGUGUCUUCCCUAGGCUGCUGCGUGCAGCCAGUAUGUGUAAGACUGUGAGCCUGAGGGGGCCACCACAGGAAUCAGUGGGGAUCCAGCACUGGAUAGUAUGUGAUGGGGUAGCCAAUGCCUCUUGGCUGGACCCCAUCACUUGCCUCCUGAAAGAUGCCCCCCAGCUCAGCCUCCCCAGUGGUCAGCAGAUAGCACGACCCCCAGGUACUUUUCUCCUGAUGGAGGUGGGAGAUGCAACAGGCAUGUCCCCCACAGUGGUGAGUCAAUGUGCCCUGGUCUGGUGUGGUGGGGAGCAGACAUGGCGGGGGAUGCUUAGCGUCCUGAUGGCAGCCCUGCCGCACGAGUACCACCUGCAUCUCCACACGGUCGCUGAGCUCAACCACCUGGCCGAAGUGCUGGUGCCAGCAACGUUCCAAUUCCUCACCUGCCAGGGCGCCAGCUCUCUGCUGCAUGUUCACGGGCAGCGGGCUCUUUGCCCAGGUGUGGCUGAAGUCACCAGUCUGGCCCGUAUCUUGCGUUGUCUGCUUGACCCCCACCUGAGGAUAGAUGAGGGGGAGAAGGCACACAUCUCAGAAGACCUCAGCUUUAGCGAUCCUGUGGCCCAAAGCUUCAAGUCCUCAAAAAGCAGCUCUCUGAACCCAUCCCAGGUUGACAAUGAUGAUGCACCUAAUCAGCGCAAGAAACAUUUGCUGGCUGUCAGCAGCUUUCUUUUUGCGUUGAUCUGGGGCUUUGGAGCCCACCUGCCCUCCAGGCUCUGGCCCCUCUUUGAUACCUUCUUGAGGGGUUCUCUUAGCUGCCUCUCCAACUAUCCUGAGCCACCGCCUUCAGCCUUGGUGUUUGAUCUACAUGUGUGUCCUGAUAAUGGGACAUUGGUCCCCUUCACUGGCCAUUACCUGGGUAGCCGCAUCAGGGGAACUCUGGGAGCCUUCAACCCUUCUCCACAGACUGAACGGCUCUUGUAUGUGGUGGACCUGCUUCUGUCAGAGGGACACCCAGUGCUGCUGGCUGGAGAGGCGGCGACCGGGAAGUCCACCUUUGUGGAGGUGCUCGUGGAGCCACAUCAUCCCUAUGUGUGCAGCCCCAUCCACCCUGCCUUCACUCCCAUCCACCUACGCCUGCUGCUGAGUCGAGGGGUCCAGGGCCAAGCACAGGCUGCCCCGUGGCCUGGGCACCACCUGGAUUCUAAAGGCUCCCUCCUCUUCCUGCUGGAGGAUCUGCACCUGGCCGCUUCUGACCCCGGGAAGAGCUGCCAGCCAGUGUUGGAGACUCUGCGCCAGGCCAUAGAUGGCACGGUGUAUGGCCACAGCACCUUGGAAUUGCAGACCCUGCAGCCUGUAGUCAACUUCCUUGCCACCGCCACAGUGCCAGGCUUCUGUGAGCGCCCACUGUGUCCACGCCUCUUUCGACUCUUCACGGUGCUGGCCCUGGGGAGUGUGACCCAGGCCAUGCUGCUGAGCAGGCACACACCAAGCGUCCAGGCCUGGCUUGAGCGCUUUCCCUCCGUGGAACGGGAGGUGGUUCUAGCAAAAGCCCUGGUCCAGGCCUCGCUGGAGGCCUGGGAGGCGGUGGGCAGCUGCUUUCUGCCCUCCCCCCUCCACCCACAUUACCGCUUCUCCCUGCACUCUGUGAGCCAACUCCUGGGUAGCUUGCAGCUGCUGCCCACCAGGAUGGGCUCCCGGGGCUUUCUGGACUGUCCCAGCCAUCAGGAGCACUUGCGCCGGGUGUCGGGCCUGCGUGGCACCCGCCUGAUGAUUAUGAUGGCCAUGCGCAACAUGGUGCGUCUCUGGUUGCACGAGGCCCAGAGAACCUUCUGUGACCGACUGGACAGCCCCAGGGAACGCUCCUACUGUGCCAAGCUGCUCCUAGGAGUAGCUCAGAGUGUCUUCUGCUGUGGACCAGCACCCCAGAACGGGGGCAAGGGCUCUGAGGAGGAGGAGGAGGAAGAGGAGGAAGAAAGAGUGCCUGAAGUGGAAUCCGAAGGAGAGCUGGCCCAGUGGGAGGACUUAAUAAGCAACAGCGGCAGUGAGACAGAGGAGGAGGAGGACCCUUACAGCCUGGAUGUCACCACCAGCUCACCCUCCAGUGAUUCAGGUCGAGCACCUUCCACAGUACCAGUAAAGAGGGAGACCAUAGAAACCCUAAGUCCAAAGAUGAGCCAGGAGGAGGGCACAAAGGUUUCUGGCUACAAACUCCAGUUAAACAGAAGCAAGAUUUGGUGGCAGAAAACAGCCCAGAUGGACCUGGCCUCACCCCUUCUGCUACCAGUGCUACUACUGCGCCCCCAGGAAAAGCCCUCAGACCUGGUCUUCAGUCAGGAGCUAACACUAGGGUCCAAUUCUGAGAGCCCCAACUUGUACCUGGAACGGCAAUGGGAGAGCCUGGAGGAGCAGUUGUCCACUUCAGCUGCUCAGCUGAAGCUGAGCGCCCACCUUGCCCGGUGCCACUCCAUGGCCAAGCACGUGGCCCGCCUGGUCCGGGUGCUGGCCAGGCCCCGGCAGCAUGGCCUAUUGCUCUCCAGGGCUCUGGGUACAGGGCGCCGUACGGCCAUCUCUCUGGCAGCUAGCAUUUACCAGGCCCGCCUCUUCCAUCUGCCAUCUGGCUCAGAGGAGGCCAUUCUCCAGUGCCUCCGGGAUGCCAGCUGGCAUGCUGGAAUGUUAGGCCAGCCAGUGGCCCUGCUGGUGCCCAAGGGUGUGGAUCUCACUACCCUUCAUCGUCUGCUAGCCCUGGCAACCUGGGGCAGUUUCCCUGACCAGUAUACAGAGGCAGAUCUGGACAGCAUUGAAGAACAUCUCCCCAGAGAAAACCUUAGUGUCAAGCAGAACAUCAAAAAAGAAAUGCUGUUGCAGAGGUUCUAUCAGCAAGUCUGCAACCACCUGCACAUGUUCAUCCUGAUUGGAGAUGACCAGAUCCACGGGGAGCUGCCCUCCACCCUUUUCCUGAGGCUUCUUCAACUGGCCAUUGCUAGCAUUGACCGCUAUGAACCGUGGGACCAAGAUUCCCUCAUCAGUGUGGUCCGGUACUACCUGGAAGGUGCUCAGAAUGUAUCCACUGAUGACUCUCUGAAGUGCCCAGACCUCCAGGCGUCAAUUCCCAGGGUGGCUAAAGCCAUGGCUCUCAUUCACCUUUCGGCUGUCAGCUAUUAUGGACACCUAUGCCCCGAGUUGCCACUCGUCACCCCCAAGACUUUCCUAGACUUUCUGGACACCUUCACACUGCUGCAGCAACAGAUGACUCUGCAGAUUAAGAACAAGUUCCAGCGGAUCCAGAAUGCCUUGGGUCAUCUGAGAAUGAUUAUCAAGAAGCACAAUACCUACACCAACUUUGUCUUCAACUUAGAACAGCUGCUGAAAACCUCCCACAAGAAUGUGACCACACUUCAGCAGCAGCUACAGAAAGGCCGGCUGCUCAUCAAGCAGCAGCUGGCAGAGUGUCAGCAGCAGGAGAACCUCAUUGAGACCCUGACCAAGCAGCGGGAUAACCUGCGGGCUCAGCACGAGGCUUUCCUGGAGCAGAUGGGUAAGGCCUUCCUGGGACCCCUGAGCCAGCUGCAGGUGGCUGACUUUGAGGAGAUACGGAGCUAUCGAGCACCACCAGAAUCAGUGGUCCAAGUGACCGAUGCACUGUGCGACCUGUUCCACUGUGAGACAGGCUGGGCCAGUGCCAAGCAACUCUUAUGCACCGAGGAUUUUUACCAGGAGCUGGUGUUCUUCCCUAAGGAGAAGAUGACAGACUCAGAGAUGAUAAAGCUAACCCAAGCUCUGAAUGCUCCAGGGAUGAGUGAUGCAGCUCUGCGGGCAGUAAGCAUACCCGCAGCAAACCUGGCCGCCUGGCUCUGGGCUGUUCUGCGCUACGGGCUGGCCCAGCGUCGAGGACUACCCACGGGCCUGCUUCUGCGGCAGAUAGAGGCCACACUGGCUCGGGAGCAGGCCCACCUGGGCCGCUGCCAGUUCCAGGCCCAGGAGACCCUAGAGCACAAUUUGGAUCUGGCCAAGACACUGGAAGAGGCCCGGGCUUCAAGCAACCAGAUGAUAGAGAACCUCAGUCAGGCUCAGUGUGGCCAGUACCACAAGUGGCCCAUCAAGGCUGCACUGCUCACACCCGUGCACUCCUGGACUACAGAGCUCCAGAAGUUGAAGGGGCACUGCCUGACUGUGUUCGGAGACGCCCUCGUGUGUUCAGCUGCUAUCAUCUACCUGGGUCCUUUCCCGCCGGUGCGGCGCCAGGAGCUACUAGACAAGUGGCUGGCUCUGUGUAGGGGCUUUCAGGAGACCCUGGGUCCAGAUGAUGUGGCACAGGCAUGGAAGCAGAUGCAGAAAUCUGUCGUCAUGCCACCAAAGAACCCCCUGCUCUCCAUACGCUCUCCCUUCAGCCUUCUGUCCUUGCUGAGCUCUGAAUCUGAACAGCUCCAGUGGGACCGAGACCUGAAGCCCCAGGCAAAGUCAGCCCGCCUGGCAGGCCUGCUUCUGAGAAGCAACACCCACUACUCCAGUUGCCGUUGGCCUCUAGUGCUUGACCCCGACAACCAGGCCCUCAUCUGGCUGAACCCGCUGCCUCAGCAAGAGACUAGAUCCUUGGUCCCAGACCCCACUGAGCACAGAGAGAAGGGCUUUGUGAGAAAUCAAGAAGAAGAAGAGGCCACGGAAGAGGAAGAUGACAGUGGUGAAGGGUGUGAUAAGGCUAAGAACAAGACAAAAGAGCAGAAGACACAGGACAGGGAAAAUGAGGAAGAGAGAGAAAAGGAAGAGGAGCAAGAGCAGGAGGAGGAUGAGACAGAGAGGCAGGAGUCAAGGCCAGCCUCUGAGACUGGCUCUCUGCCCCUUCCCAACCUUCAUGUGCUCUCAGGUGCUGACCCAGAGCUGGGUCCUCAGCUCCGGGAGGCAGCUGCCAAUGGCCUGCCCGUGCUACUGACCAAUAUGGAGCUGGGCCUAGGGUGCCAAGAACUGCAAUGGCUACUGCAGCGGGAGGAGCUGAGCCAUCCCCAGGUGCAGCCUGGUUUCUGUCUCUAUCUGAGCACUACUGUUCCCCUCAGUGCCUUGAAAAAAGUGCUAGGUUAUGAACUGCUGAAGAGGAUGAAUGUGCUGGAUCUGAGCCUCAACAUGGAUACCCUGGAAGAACAGAUGCUGCAUGAAAUCUUGUGUGCAGAGUGUCCCGAGCUCAAGAACCGCUGGGAGGACCUAAAGACCAGAGCCCUGGACAGCUGUGAAUCUGUGAAGGCUGCUGAGGAGCGGCUGCUGCGGAUGCUGCUUCUCCAGAAUCCAAAACAUCAGAAUCCAGCUAAAUUCCUGCGGGACAUGGUGAGGGCUCAGGCAGAGCUUUGUCAGCUGCGUGCCCGCUGCGAGGAUCUAGAAGACCUAAGACUGCAGGAGGUGGCCUUGUGGGCACCCUAUCGGCAUGUGGUCUGGCACGGAAUGGCCAUAAUAAAGGCCCUUAGCCCACUGCAGAACCUGCUGCCCCUUUUCCGCAUGAGCCCUGACAACUGGCUAGCAGCCACCAAGCGGGCUCUGAACAGCAUGAAGCAGUGUGAGACUCAUCAGGGGGAGGACCUGCCCAGCCAUCUGCUGCAUUUGAGAGCACAGCUGACCCGCCAGCUCCUGGGCAGCACUGUGGCUGCACUCAGCCUGACCCAAGUACCACUGGUGGGGGCCUUGGGUGCUCUGGCGCUGCUGCGAAUGGCAAGGAAAGCACCAGAGCUGGAGAGGCUGGCAUUCUGGCCUGGCCUGGCAGCCUCUCCUAGCACAAGCUACAGCAAUCCAGGUGUGGCUCGGCCAGCCUGGCUGGGGGUGAGAGCCUGGCGUGAAUGUAGCAUGUUGGAGCUGCUGCCCCCAUUUGCGGGGCUGUGUGCGUCCCUGGCAGGCCACUCCAGUGUUUGGCAGGCUUACCUGUCCCUGUCAUCCACGGUGCUGGGUCCAGCACCUGGGCCUGGGCCUGACCCACUCAGUCUCCUCCAGAAGCUGAUUCUGUGGCGUGUGCUGCGACCUGAGUGCCUGGCAGGGGCCCUGGCAGACUUUACCACUUGCCUUCUGGGCCGGCCCCUGGAUGAAAACCUGGGUGCCUCCACCAUACCCUUCGAACACAGUCAGGCUACUCGGCCCAUGCUGAUCUUGUUGCCACCACCUGGUCACCCCACAGCCACCAAGCAUCCCCUGACCAUCAUCCAGAAACUGGCUGCCGGACAUGAGCAGGGGCAGAAGCAUCUGGAGGUGAUCGCUGUAGGCUCUGAAGCCUGGGACCCAGUCUCGGUAGUGGUCAGCACGCUAUGCCAGGCUAUGCAUAGAGGGCACUGGCUGGUGUUGGAGAACUGUCAUCUGAUGCCCCACUGGCCAAAGGAGCUGCUGCAGCCCUUGCUGGGGCUGUUGGAUGGAGCCAGGGUGGUCUCGGACCUGGAGUUAGAACUGCCUCUAGUCCAACCCACAAGCAAGAGUGUGACGACUGUCCACAGAGAUUUCCGUCUUUGGCUUAUUUUGUCUGCAGAAGCUGUUGCUUCCUUACCAGCGGUGCUGGCUCAGCACUCCAUGCCUGUUUUCUGGGACCAGUCUCUGGAGCUGGGCCACAUCUUGACUGACAGCUUGGAGCUAGCCCAGCAAGGACUCUCUGCACAACCCCCAGCAAGGAUGCUACCUCUCCUCCUCUUACAUGGCCUCCUGCUACACCGGCAGCUCUAUGGAAUGAAGCUGCAGGCACACAGGGGGUGCUGGAGUCAAGUGACCCUGACACAGGUCCUUCAGAUCCAAGACCAGCUGUGGACUAGCCUUAGCAAUCCCAGUGCUGCCAUGCAGGAGCUGGCAGCUUCGGUUUUCUAUGGGGGUCCUUUGGGAGACAAGAAGGACAGGGAGGCCCUGAUUAGCCUAACACAAGCCUGCCUGAACCCCAGCAACGGGAGCUGGGCUCAACCACACACACCCCAGUAUCUGCUGUCUACUCUGCUGCCCAGCCCAGAGCUAGGGGAGCCGGAUGCUUUGGCAGAGUGCAGGGCCCAGAUGCACCUCUUGCCCACACCGCCGGAACCCCAGAGCUGCGGACUGAGUGUUGGCUCCCAGGCCUGGCUGUUACGACGCCAGAGUCGCACACUCUUAAGCGCGCUGCAGCGAACUUUACCCACUUGGGUUCCUGCGUCUCGUGGGAGCUCCCGACGCGCUGAAAAGCGGCUGCGGCAGCGCCUAGUGCAGGCCAAGCGGAGGCUGGAGUCGCUGCAGGCUCUGCUGAGGGAGACCGCAGGCCAGGAAGAGUCUGACGCCCAGUGGGUGGUGCUCAGACUGAGCUCGCAGCGGCCUCUGCAGGCCUUCCUCCAGACAGAGGUGCUGGAGCUGAGCCAGCUGGUGGGAGCAGUGCUCAGGGACCUGGAUUGCCUGUUGCAGCAGCUGCAGGGUGCGCCCCCGUGUGCUUCCCCGCGCUGUGUCGCGGUGGCUCAAGCUCUCUGGACUGGCCGCCUACCUCCGCCUUGGCGUCCCCAUGCGCCUGCCGGCCCACAGCCACCCUGGCACUGGCUGCGACAGCUGUCACGCCGUGGGCAGCUGCUGGUUCGCUACCUAGGCGUGAACACCAACGUACCAGAGCGCAUCUUUCACCUAUCAGCCUUUUGCCACCCACGCCGCCUGCUGCUGUCACUGCGUUGGGAGGCUACCUUUGCUACCACCGCCCUGAACCAGUCUGUGCCUAGCUCGAAUUUACCUGCCUUCCAAGGCUCCGGCUCCAGUGGGCUCCCCCAUAAAUAUCAGGAGCUGAACAGCAACCCUUUGAACCUCCAGGUGGUGAAUGAUCCAAAUCCUACUGUUCCAGAGAUGGGGCUGCUGCUGAUUGGGCUCCAGCUCCGGAAUGCUGAGUGGGACCCACUAGCAGGGGCCCUGCAGGACAGCACCUGCAGCCAGCCCAGCCUUCUGCCUCCAGUCAGCGUCAGUGCCCAGGCCCGGCGCCCCAGUGACUUGCCACCCCCAGGCAGCCUGGCUGUGUAUUCCUGUCCUGUGUACAUGGAAGGGCCCCUAGGCAUCACUAGGCUACACAGCAGGCACACACUGAUGCACCUGCCCCUGCCCACUAAGCUCAGCCCUGCCACCUGUGACCAACGGAGGGUGUACGUGUGCAGCCCACCCUUGCUGUGAGCCCUGAAACAAAAUAAAGUUGGGGUGAUUCAAUGAAGGAUUUCUGAGAUUUAGCAGUGCAGGUUGUCUGCACAUGGAGAAAUGACCUGCUGAGGGGAAGACCCAGUGUGUACAACUGAGAGGGGAAUGUUGGUAUCCUGUUGGGAGAUGGGCCUGUUGGUCACACAUCCCAGGCGUUUGGCAGAUGGGGGUGGUUAAUCCACAGGAUCCUGCAGCUUUGCCCGG
This is a messenger RNA of Mustela erminea (ermine), 14665 nucleotides long. RefSeq names its product dynein heavy chain domain 1 (gene DNHD1). The record is from RefSeq and is a predicted model, not a curated record. Gene Ontology annotation, biological process: microtubule-based movement. Lineage: Eukaryota; Metazoa; Chordata; Mammalia; Carnivora; Mustelidae. Gene Ontology annotation, cellular component: dynein complex. Bases 140 to 14440 code for a protein of 4766 amino acids. Gene Ontology annotation, molecular function: dynein light intermediate chain binding; ATP binding; minus-end-directed microtubule motor activity. The transcript is spliced from 45 exons.